Paramuricea clavata is the source of this 2434-nucleotide messenger RNA. The record is from the annotation of a GenBank genome assembly. Lineage: Eukaryota; Metazoa; Cnidaria; Anthozoa; Malacalcyonacea; Plexauridae.
AUGAGCCCAACCACGGCAAAAAGGCCUAUGUUGGAGUACGACUCAGACAUUGAACUCUCCGAGGGCGAGGAGGAAAAGUAAUAUAUCUAAAAUAAUAACUUUUCUUUUUUAUUUGUUAUGCUGUGUUUGCAAAACCCUUAAUCUUUAACUGCAUUGAAAUCAACAAUUACUGUAAACUUAAUAAUAUAUAAUCAUAAUAACUGCAAGUUAUACUAUAAUGUUCGUAAAUGAAGGUAAACCAACUUCAGCACGCUAUUAUGCGAGAAAUACUAAGUGUAUAGACGUACUUUUUUAUUGCUGUAGAAAUUGGGAUCUUAUCUAUCAAAUGACGUAUUUCUUGUAUCAUUUUGAGCGCGCAGAAACGAAAUGACAUAUUUACGUUGGGAAUUAUUUACACUUGAAGUCAGGAAUCGUUUACAGAUAAUCAACACCAUGAUAUGAACAACUAAUCUAUGAAUAAAUUUACGAAAUCUAAUUAAAGCAAGUUUAUACAUGCCCAUAGGCAUUAUAAACUUAAGUUAAUGAAACAAGCGUUCGGAUAUAACCAAAGUUGUGCAAAGUCCUUUGAUUAGACCAGGUUAGGCACAAAGGUCAGUCUUAAAACGCGUGACCACUCACGUGCAAAGCACUCGGUCGUCGCCUGUGAGCCAAAGUGAAAGACACUUCACAGCGAAAAAAUUACUUAAAUUCCACCCACCUCACCCGUCAAUGAUGUUGCACCACUUUAUCAUAGCUUAGUAAAAAAAACACAACAAAAAACACAAACUGUAUUAUAGCCUGUUGUUAUAUUGCAUGGGUCAUUAUCAAGACAGACUAGCAUGGACUGCAAUGCUCGCAGCGUUUACUGAACAGUAGAAUAGUUACUACUUGUAAAAUAUGUGGUCGGUUUUGGAAAAUAAAAAAUUUGGUUUUGGGGAUGGAGUGCUUCCCAUAGGUCACCCUCAUCCCAUAGACUCACAAAUCGAUGUACCAUACAUUAAAAAUGUUAGAUUGAAGUAUAUCAUGCCCAACAUGGGGACCCAGACCCCCUGAGGGCAUUAAUUGCAUUAGAGUCCAACAUGGGGACCCAACCCCCCUGAGGACCGCCCAACAUGGGGACCCAAACCCCCUGAGGGCAGUAAUUACAUUAGAGUCCAACAUGGGGACCCAAACCCUCUCAGGAUUGCCCAACAUGGGGACCAAAACCCCCUGAGGGCAUUAAUUACACUAGAGUCAACAUGGGGACCCAGACCCCCUGAGGACAGCCCAAUAUGGGGACCCAGACCCCCCGAGGGCAUUAAUUAGAGUAACUGUGAGUCUGUUGGGUGACACUUUGACCAGUUGAAAGUAUAUAUUCGGAGCAUUUCUCCCCAACAACCCUUCUCCGACAACAUUGUGUGUGCUUUACUGUCUCAUAUAUAGCUCUCUUAAAUAUUAACUAACCGAAUUGAAGCAUUAACAAACAAAACACUGGUUAAUUGCAUUUUCUUUAGUUCGACCUUACCGCCAUAUGAAUUCCCAACGGUGGAAAUAUGCGAUUUCGACCGGCAAUUUUUAUUAAGGCCACAUUUGAUAGCUAAAAGCCUAUUAUUAAUUUACAGUGAUUAAAAACCACGCCAAGAUAACCAGUAUUUUUCACACAAUAGCGUCAGUGCUAAGUUGGCAAAAUCCUAAAUUUUUACCCACCAAGUUAGUCGCUCAGCCUACUUUUCACAAUCGCUUUCUUUUGAAGUUCUUUUGUGUUUGAAAAGGCGAAAACACACAUUUGAAACAUAUGAUUCAUGUUUCCUUUGAAUUGAAAAGAUUUCCACCAAAAGAUGAGAUUUGUUCAUAAAUAAACCGUAUAUACUUUACUGUAACAAUGAGAUGAUACUGGCCGGUACUGUAUUUACUUUAGCCUACUUAAUGGUGUUCCAAUGUUUCACCUUCACUCUUCAGAUUCGAAGAUGAUGACAUUCAAAUGGCCAGUUCUGACGACUUUGAAAGCAAUAGUGAUGUCGAGGUGGAAGCUGAACUGUCUGAACAGCACACAGACAUUGACUCAGAUGUCGAAAUCCUUGGAAACUCUUCUGAAUUUGAUGGCGAGUGGCGGUUUAUUGGUUUAGCAGUUGAAGAUGCUGAUCCCGUGUGCAAGCGCUUAAAUGGGCUAAUUAAAGCUGGGAAGAUACCAAAGGACAGGAUCUUCUACAAAUAUUUGUCAGAUGUGGUGGAAAUAUUCUACAAUCCCUUGCAUCCAUGGGAUAGUGACAUUCUCGAAUUUUUCAGCUCUCUGUCCUAUCUUGGUGGUCAACGAACGUACAAUAUGGUUAGAGGACCUAUGCAAGCAGGACAGGGUCCUCUAUGUGCCAAUAAGGGUGGAGAGGUGAACAUGAAUCUUGGAGGACUGUCGACUGAGACUGCGCAAAAAACAAGCGGCAUACUCUACACAAUCCAGUGUUCACAGACAUUUAAGUGA